UGUUCGGAUCCGGCACUGAUGUUAAUGGAGCCCCCACGAGAGCGUCUGGCCCCUCUGAGAAAGGAGAGAGAAGCAGCCAAAGCUGAGGAGCAGCAGCAAAGCGAGGAGCUGCUGAAACAGACGGAAGCCGAGAGGCAGAUGAUCAUCUGGGAGUGGCAGGAGCUGCGAGGGUUUCUGGAGGAGCAGGAGCAGCGGCUGCUGUCCCGGCUGGAAGAGCUAGAGAGAGCCAUUGUCCAGAGAAGGGAUGAGGGCAUCUGCAGACUGUCCUGGGAGGUUUCCCUGCUCAGUGAGAGGGGAGGAGAGAAGGGACAGCAGCCACUGAGCCAACCCCUGCAGGGUGCCAGGAGCACUGGGAGCAGCAGGGCGGACGGGAUGUUUCAGAAGCCAGAUCCGGGGUUUGCAGAGCUGGAGAAGAGACUCAGCAAUUUCUCUCUGAAAAGCGCCAUGCUGCAGCAGAUGCUGCUGGAAUUCAAAGAGAUGCUGCGACUGGAGCUGGGGAGCGACACAGGUACGUGUCUGUCUUUGACGGGUCCUGGGGAGAUUUCAGACCAAUAACCAUUUUAGCAACAGGGGGGCGCUGCCUCCAGUCCCAAUGUGCACCUGGAAAUGGUGGAACAAUGUGAAGCCGGGUGAGCCCCAUGACUGAUUCACUCCUGCUGUGACAUCAGAUGGGGAGUGAAUCCUGAUCUCAGGGGGGUGUUUCCCUUUGGGAAAAGGAACAACCACAUCUGACAGGUGUGAUAUAGGUGAGACAAGAAUAACACAUCCAUACCCUGAACAGUCUGACCGCUUUAAUGAGUGACUGAACAUGGCCACAUGGGGGCAGCAGAGUCUCAAGAGUGAGGAGGGGGUGGAGCCUAGCUGUACCCUGAAUAAACCAGGAGUACUUGCGGCA
Messenger RNA from Terrapene triunguis (Three-toed box turtle), 895 nucleotides. Its product is annotated as zinc finger protein RFP-like. The transcript has 6 exons. Lineage: Eukaryota; Metazoa; Chordata; Testudines; Emydidae. The record is from RefSeq and is a predicted model, not a curated record. The coding region runs from base 19 to 555 and encodes 178 amino acids.